UGCGUAAGCAAGAGAUCAUUAAGAUAACGGAGCAGCUGAUAGAAGCCAUCAACAAUGGAGACUUUGAGGCAUAUACAAAAAUCUGUGAUCCUGGCUUGACCUCAUUUGAACCUGAGGCACUGGGGAACCUGGUUGAAGGAAUGGAUUUCCAUAAGUUUUACUUUGAGAACUUACUGUCGAAGAACAGCAAGCCAAUACACACCACCAUCCUGAACCCCCACGUCCACGUCAUUGGUGAAGAUGCUGCCUGCAUCGCGUACAUCCGCCUGACACAGUACAUCGAUGGCCAAGGCCGGCCCCGCACCACGCAGUCUGAAGAGACCCGCGUCUGGCACCGCCGAGAUGGCAAGUGGCUGAACGUCCACUACCACUGCUCUGGAGCUCCUGCAGCACCUCUCCAGUGA
Molecule: messenger RNA, 404 nt
Organism: Eurypyga helias (sunbittern)
Lineage: Eukaryota; Metazoa; Chordata; Aves; Eurypygiformes; Eurypygidae
Product: calcium/calmodulin-dependent protein kinase type II subunit gamma
Exons: 3
Biological process (GO): protein phosphorylation
Molecular function (GO): calmodulin binding; calcium/calmodulin-dependent protein kinase activity
Source: RefSeq, a predicted model, not a curated record